AUGGCUUCUCAUAUCUUUCGUGAGAAGUCUUCGUUGAUACAAACAUUUCAACACCAAAUUACACAUCUGGAAUGUUUUUCAUCGAGUAUCACUCAUUUACGUAUGAAACUAAACAAUUUUGACGAUUGCCUUUAUCUGCUUGAUGGGCGUUUAAGUCAAUUGCAUACAUUUAUUGUCGAUCUUGAUUACAUUCAUGAGCCGACAAAGCUGAGAAGGCGUAACUCAUCGGUGCUUAUCCUUCACACAGUGAAACUUAUCAAUCAUGCGAAAAGUGCACUGAAACUCAAAUGUUUUUCCUUAUUUGUGAAGUUUGCAACAGCUUUAUUUAAUGAUCUAAUUGCACCGUUACUUCGACAAAUGUUCAAGUUAGAAAAACUUACUUUAUCUUUGCGUGUUCUUAAUCAAAAUUCAUUCAUGGAUGGUAUUUACCUGGAUGAUUUGAUACUCAGUCGAAUGUCAUAUUUACAUACAUUUCAUUUUGACAUUGUAACCGAGUCUAGUCAUUUUCCUGGACAACUGACACUAACUUGUGACGAUAUUCGACGAAGGUUCAUUGUAAGAGGACUUCAUGUGGAUUGUUCCAUCGAGUAUCGUUAUGACAGAGCAUAUCGGAUUCAUGUUUAUUCAAUUCCAUCCAAUAUGGAACAUAUACAAUGCAUUACAAAUUGUUUUUUUGGUGGGAUUUUUCCAAAUGUCAGAAGUCUAUGUGUUCGGGAUCUAAACUAUCCGUUCGAACACGAUUUCUUUAUUAAAAUUUCACAUUCAUUUCCAUUACUUAGUCGUCUAAUACUUACCAAUACAGAUGAACAAAAGGAGAAAUCAUCGCGACAGUUAAUGAAGACUGAAGAGAACUCCUCGACGAUUAUCGAAUAUCCUCAUCUUGUCGAACUUGUCUUUUCAACUGUGCAUAUCGAUUAUGUUGAAGAAUUUCUUUCUGACUUGAAUACACGUCUAAUCUCUCGUAUUNUUAUUAAAAUUUCACAUUCAUUUCCAUUACUUAGUCGUCUAAUACUCACCAAUACAGAUGAACAAAAGGAGAAGUCAUCGCGACAGUUAAUGAAGACUGAAGAGAACUCCUCGACGAUUAUCGAAUAUCCUCAUCUUGUCGAACUUGUCUUUUCAACUGUGCAUAUCGAUUAUGUUGAAGAAUUUCUUUCUGACUUGAAUACACGUCUAAUCUCUCGUAUUAUGCUUUGUGUUAAAUAUCAACAUUUAAAAACUGUCACGAGAAACUUCACAAGAGAUGCAACACGUGCCAAUUGUGCAAAAAUAAAGCAAAUUAUUUUUAGCGAUAAAUUGUCAUUGGUACAUUCGAGAGACUAUUAUAGAUAUUUUCCUUUAUUGUAA
Messenger RNA from Adineta ricciae, 1347 nucleotides. The record is from the annotation of a GenBank genome assembly. NCBI's taxonomy places the organism in Eukaryota, Metazoa, Rotifera, Eurotatoria, Adinetida, Adinetidae.